UGAUAUUAAAACGAUGAUUUAAAAAUUGACCGUGAAAGUUCAUUCUAGGUCUAGGACAACUUGAACCAAACAAAAUUUUUUGAUAAAUAAUCAAUGUUUGUUCGAAGAUGUGGUUAGUAGUGCUUCUUUCAAUAUUCGGUUGUAUACUCAGUAUUGUAGUACUUUUUCUAUUUCUGUUGUGGUUAUAUGUACACUUUGAGUAUGUUGCUUGUACUAGUGAUGUUUGUUUAGUGGGAAAAACGGCAUUAGUUACAGGUGGAAGUAAAGGCAUAGGAUAUGACAUAGUUUUACAACUCGCCUCUAGGGGCUGCAAAGUUAUCAUAGCCAGCAGAACAAUAGAUGAAAAGCUGAGGCAACAGAUUAUAUGGGAAACCAAUAACCCGAAUAUAGUACUGGAACAUGUUAAUAUGAGCUCCUUUAAAUCAGUACGUCAACUUGCAAGUAGGUUAAACGAGUCGGAAUCAAAAUUAGAUAUAUUAAUUAAUAAUGCUGGGAUUCCACAAUGUUUAGACGUUCCUACAGAGGACGGGUUGAAUGAAACCAUGCAGGUUAACCAUUUUAGCGCGUUUCUGCUAACUCAUCUACUUGUGGAUCUUUUGAAAAAGUCAGCAGGCGCUCGAGUAAUUUUCACAGGAUCAUUUUUGUCUUAUUUUCACAUGAUGUCAAGGGUAUCUGUAAGAGAUUUUAAAAUUGAGAAUGCUAUGUUUAGAAUCUUUGACUACCCUAAUUCCAAAUUCUGUAAUAUAAUAAGCGCAGACAUGUUUGCAGUUAAACUCAAACGAUGGAAUAUUACUUGUAACAGUUACCAGCCUGGAAUAGUAAAAACAGAGAUAUUUAAUACGGCUGAAAAGGAAUUGAAGAGUUUAUUCGAUAUUUUGCUAUUUUAUUCCACAAUAUACCUAUUCGCGAAAUUUGGUGUGAAAACAAGAGUCACCUCGCAGGGCGCCGUUCAAAUAGCCACAUCCAAAGAGUUUGAGAAUGUAACAGGAAAUUUUGUUGGUAGAUAUUUUAAUAACGUACGACCUAGGGCAGCUUAUGAUGCAGAAUUUUGUCAAGCUAUCUGGAGGGCGUCAGAAGAGAUGGUGAGGCUGAAUCCAGAGGAAAAACUAGAUUAUUCUCAUAAACAGUGAUUUUUUUAAAACAAUUUAGUAAAAAAUUAUAUUUUAA
Diabrotica virgifera virgifera (western corn rootworm) is the source of this 1167-nucleotide messenger RNA. Its product is annotated as retinol dehydrogenase 12-like. Bases 108 to 1130 code for a protein of 340 amino acids. The record is from RefSeq and is a predicted model, not a curated record. NCBI's taxonomy places the organism in Eukaryota, Metazoa, Arthropoda, Insecta, Coleoptera, Chrysomelidae. The transcript has 4 exons.